Molecule: messenger RNA, 1970 nt
Organism: Botrytis cinerea B05.10
Lineage: Eukaryota; Fungi; Ascomycota; Leotiomycetes; Helotiales; Sclerotiniaceae
Exons: 4
Coding region: 205-1824 (539 amino acids)
Source: RefSeq, a predicted model, not a curated record
GGUUUAUUUUAUCACGGGAUAGGAAAGAGAGAUUAAUAACAAAGUGAAUAUUAUGUCCAGUUCGGACCACCCUUACCCCAUUACUUUACUUCCAAGUCCCGACCUCCAACAACAAUCAUUUUCUCAACAUCCUUUAUUGUUUAUUUAUUCUCUUCCACAAUUAAACUCGACUUCCAACCUCCAUUUCUGGUAACAGCAGCAAUCAUGGAUACAAUCAUGAAAGACACAAACGAUGCUAAUAAACAACGCGAUCAUCACACGAAUGUCUUCAAAGAUGCUGCAGCUGCUGCAAAAACUGCUAUCGUCUUUACAGACAUCGUAGAGAUUUCUUCAGAUGAUGGAUCUUCUGAAGACUCUGUUAACGGUGAUAAUGAUCAGGAGAAUGUUGGCAAGCAACUCAUCAACAAUGCAAAGCAAACUGAUGGGACGCAAACUGCUAAGACAGGCAACAUCAAACCAGUUGAAGGGAUUGUGGACAAACGUUUAGGAAAAUCCUACCCAAGAGUUCAAGGGGGGAAGAUCUCAAAAACAACCAAGGAUCUAUUAACUGCACAAAAGGUUGUUCCCUGUCGCGCAGACUCGUCUGUUGAUCCAGCUAGACCAGAUCAACUUCAUGUGCCAAAACCUCAAUGCAAGGACGCUAAAUCAGGUCGAGGCCAAAUACCUGAAUACCCGAGACCUAAUGUAUCGAGAGGAUUCAAAGGAGUCGUGUAUACUCCAAGGGCCUUGAACUCGAAGGUAUUGCCAAAAUACAAAGAUAGUCCUCAUGGCUAUUACUCCCAGCGAGAGUCAAACCUCCCUUAUUUGCCCUUCAUACUUCAAAUAACAAUACUUCGAUCUUUGCAAACCGCAUUAGAGUCUAUGUGCUAUCGAUUUGCACAAAAGUGGCUUCCUAAGAUAAUAGAUGAGAACAUAUGGGAGUGUCCCGAAAAUGUAGAGUUAAACCUAUGGUGGGGUGUAAUCUGCCAGUGUCAGAUACCAGUUGAAGCCAUUGCUCAGGAAGCACGUUAUUCUCUCAAUACCCUUUUCAUACGAGUGACGGGGAUACGCCAUCUUGCAGUACAUAGACUCACACAGGUCGCAAUCAGUAGUAUCAAGUCAAUGAUUGGAGAUGCUCUGGCAAUUGCACACAUAUUCCGUGACGAUAUUUUCGUUCCGAAGUUUAAUCUCUGGCAAGAGAAGCUCGAUUAUUGUUUGGAGGUUUAUCGGAAGGCAUCCGGUAAGCCAAUCAUAGUCCGUAGACUCGAUGCUAUCAAGACUCUGAAAGAGGACAAUGCCGUUGAUCAGGAUAAGCUCCAAAAAGAGAUUUUUGCGCUAAAAGCCGAACUUCUGAAAAAAGAACAGAAAAUGGAGCAGUUACGCAAAGAGUAUAGCGCUCACCUGAGAAGUGAAACCGACACUAUAGAACUUGCUCGCAUUGGCGGUAAGCUCAACGAUCAGGAAAUUAAACAGCUUGGAGAUUUCAAAUGCCUUGAAGAAUGCUUUACGCUGAAUUUUGACAGAAAUGCACCUAAUCCUGAGCCAGCGGAAGACUUCUCAGGCGAGCUUAUUGCAUUGUCAAGAGUCGGUCAAAUCGAAUUUCGCAACCGUUACCUCCCGCCCAGACCGAGUAACGGUGGUGGCCCUUUAACGAACGGGAGUUAUAGGCUUGAUAACAAUGCUGGGCUCAUGAGUGGAAAUAUCAAGGUAGAUACAAAUGGGCCAAUGAACGGCCAGAGAACUGCGAGUGGUCCAGUCUCCACAUCGCAUAUCGGACAGCCAAUCUCUGCUACUGCGGUUAUUGUUGAUCUUACGGAAGAAGAUGAUGAUGCCAUGGUUGAGUAGUGUUCGUUUUUGGUGUAUAUUUUGUUGCGGGGGUUUAAUAAUGAUUCAUAUGAUGGUAAUAAUGGAGAGAGCGCUGUGACUUUAGGUUAUUAACGUCAAGUUGAGAUUAAUUUAUGUAGCAAUGUUGGACUCUGAAUAAGAACACA